UAACAUUGCACAAUAGAGUCACAGGUUGGUCUUGUUUCUUGAGAUUAUCAAGUCCGUCGGACCCGACCCUCGGAUUACCAAUCCGCGUCGCUCUUGGAGGGAGUGGUCCAAUCAGAGAGCACCUUGGAUAAAUAUUCAUGAGUCCCUGAUUCAAACCUUUGAGCGAGUUUGUCUGGAUCCACAGCAUCGUACCUAGACUUUUCACAGAGACAAACUACAUUUUCUUAUGAAUGGAAAGUGAAAAAAUCAGUUGCGCUUAAAUUGGGCUCCAUCCUUCACUCGGAUCAUAGAAGAAAACAAAAAGCAGGGAGGGAGAGAGAGAGAGAGCGAGAGACAUGACCAUGUCUACAAUACCAGAGAGUCUUAACAGCCCAGUCUCAGGAAAGAGCGUGUUCAUGGAAUUUGGGCCACCAAGUCAGCAAAUGUCGCCUUCAUCUAUGAGCCACGGACAUUAUUCAAUGCACUGUUUACACUCGUCCGGACACCCGCAGCACGAGAGCGCGUACAGCCCGGCUCCGUCCUUCCCCAGAUCUCUGCCUUAUCCGUACGUCAACUCGGUCGGUAGCCAUUCCUCCAGUCCGUACCUCAGCACCGUGCAGACUUACCCAAACAACUCGGCUCUGGCGCAGACGAGGCUGGAGGACCCAGCGCCGGAGUCAGAGAAAAACACCGUGGUGGAGGGAGGAGAGGUGCGUUUCAACGGGAAAGGCAAAAAGAUCCGCAAACCCCGGACCAUCUACUCCAGCCUCCAGCUGCAGGCUCUGAACAGGAGGUUCCAGCAGACUCAGUAUCUGGCUCUGCCGGAGAGAGCCGAGCUCGCCGCGUCCCUGGGGCUCACGCAGACACAGGUGAAGAUCUGGUUUCAGAAUAAACGCUCCAAGUUUAAGAAACUGAUGAAGCAAGGCGGAGGAACAAUAGAUCCGAACGCUUUGGCAAACGGGCGCGGACUGUCCACCGGAUCUCCAUCCCUUGCGCCCGUCUGGAACUCAACAGCCAGCGUCAAAACAUCCACACCGACCUCGUAUAUUCCCAGUUACACCUCGUGGUAUCCCACAGCACACCAGGACACUAUGCAGCAGCCGCAGCUCAUGUGAACCAGCACUGCUGACACAACCCCGCCCCUCUCUCCACCGAUGGCCCAGUUCAGGGUAGCCGACACAAGGCCGGUCUCUCUGCGGCCGGAGAUCCGGAGACACUCUCUAAAGACACCUGCUGACACACCGGCCGGCGUGGACUGAACGAGGGUCGUCUGCUCCGGAGAGGAAGCAAGUCUCUUUUUGAAUCGAAGGGAAUGCCGGGAAAAUGGGUCAAAUCAAAGCUGCUACUCUCCCCCUUACCGUGACUUUUUUGUUCUGUAAAAAAAAAAAAAAAAAAAAAAAAAUUAUUCCAGUUUCUUCAAAUUUGUAAUUUCCCGUGAUGAAACUGGAAUUACCGGUUGGUCCAUCCACAACACAGUGCUGGUUAAAACGGGCUGUGAGAGCGACAUGACAUGAGCUCCGCUUCGAGCUCAUACAACUGGGAUAAAUCACACCGUGAGCAAGUGUGAACGUCUCAAGAUUUUCCCCAUUUCAAAGGGAACACAGAAAUUUUAAACAAAGUUAUUUUGUACGUAUGGCGUUUUGUGUUUAUUUAAAUAUAACUUAUUUAUAUUUGUUUUUUUUUUAAAUCUGUUUGUUUGUUUUAUUUAAAAUAAAUGUUCUUUAAAUUAUGAUGUGAGGCUGCACUAUAAAACAGAUUUGAGCCAAGUUUGUGAAGCCGAGAU
Messenger RNA from Carassius gibelio (silver crucian carp), 1762 nucleotides. RefSeq names its product homeobox protein Dlx1a. Bases 336 to 1094 code for a protein of 252 amino acids. The transcript is spliced from 3 exons. Gene Ontology annotation, biological process: embryo development; cell differentiation; negative regulation of transcription by RNA polymerase II. NCBI's taxonomy places the organism in Eukaryota, Metazoa, Chordata, Actinopteri, Cypriniformes, Cyprinidae. Gene Ontology annotation, molecular function: RNA polymerase II cis-regulatory region sequence-specific DNA binding; DNA-binding transcription factor activity, RNA polymerase II-specific. The record is from RefSeq and is a predicted model, not a curated record.